AGAGUUGGAGGGUGAGGGGGGUAGGGAGUUUGAUGAUGUAUGUGAAUACCCAGGGAAGUGAUGUUGAGAGGUGACGCUGAGAAUGAGAUAGGUUGGUGAGGGAAGUGGGCGUGCGAGUGCAAGUGAUAUGAGGAGUGAUUCUGAUUCUGCGAUUGGGGGGGUUGGGAGUUAUGCGUCUUCCACGUAUACCAUUGGCUCUAGCUUGGCGGAUGAGGUUGUUGAGGAGAAUGGGAGGACCUACCAUGUUUAUAAGGAUGGGAAAUACAUGCUUCCGAAUGAUGAGGUAGAGUUGAAUAGACUUGAUAUGCAACACAAGAUGUGGAGCAUCACUUUAGAUGGCAAACUGCACCUGGCACCCAUUGAUCCGAAUCCACAAAACGUUCUCGAUGUCGCAACCGGAACUGGUAUUUGGGCUGUAGAAUUUGCCAACAUCUACCCCUCAGCUCGAGUAAUAGGAACAGACCUCUCACUUAUCCAGUCAGAAUACAUUCCGGCAAACUUACAAUUCGAAAUAGACGACGCAGAAGAUGAGUGGAUCUUCCCUCAAAAAUUCGACUACAUCCACGGCCGCACCCUCGCAACAUGUUUCAAAGACCCAUCAUCUAUUAUCGGCAAAGCGUUCGAAGCACUUGCUCCAGGAGGCUACUUCGAGCUCCAAGAUAUGUGCCUCCAAACUUCAGACGAUGGAAGUAUGAACGGUACAGCACUUCUGGAAUGGCAGACUCAUGUCAAAGAAGCUGCCACCAAGACUGGAGUGGAGUGGACGAAUGUCCCCAACUACAAACGCUGGAUGAUUGAAAAAGGAUUCGAAGAGGUUACCGAAGUUAAAUUCAGGUGGCCCAGUAAUCAGUGGAGCAGUAUCAGGAAAGAGAGAUUACUUGGAGCGUGGACUCAAGCACAGAUGAAUAAUGGGAUGUUGGAGAGUGUGAGUACGAGGUUGUUUAUGAUGAAGUUGGGAUGGUCGAAGGAGAAGUUGGAUGAGUUUUUGGCGAGGGUUAAUAGAGAUACGAAGAAUCCGAACAUCAAAGCUUAUUCGCCGAUAACGGUCGUUUAUGGGCGGAAGCCGAGGGGUGCUUGAGCCCAUGAGAUCAAGGCUGCACAUUUUCUUCUGGAUCAGCGAUCCUUUACAUAUGCCUGGAUUUGGACAAUCGUCCUUUGCA
Molecule: messenger RNA, 1160 nt
Organism: Hyaloscypha bicolor E
Lineage: Eukaryota; Fungi; Ascomycota; Leotiomycetes; Helotiales; Hyaloscyphaceae
Product: S-adenosyl-L-methionine-dependent methyltransferase
Exons: 8
Coding region: 128-1078 (316 amino acids)
Molecular function (GO): methyltransferase activity
Source: RefSeq, a predicted model, not a curated record